AUGGAAUCUCGAGUAACUGGCAGAGAGAUAGUUUUAGCUGAGAACGCUAGAAUACAAGUAAGAAUUUAUGAAUUGCAACAAAAAAUUAUUGCUUUGAAUGCUGAUAAAAAUGAACUAAUUCAAGAAAAUACACCAAAUGAGAAUCUGACGCGAUUGAAUACUGCAUUAAGAAUUGUUUUGAGAAAUACUGAAGACAAAAAAGAUCAUUACAAAGCUGCAAAUAUCAAGAAAUUUGAAGAUUUUAUUUCAAAUUAUAUUUUUAGUUUAUUAAAUAAUAUUGGAACAUUGUUUCAAUUCGAUAAUCAAUAUAUGAGAAAUAUU
Molecule: messenger RNA, 321 nt
Organism: Racocetra persica
Lineage: Eukaryota; Fungi; Glomeromycota; Glomeromycetes; Diversisporales; Gigasporaceae
Source: the annotation of a GenBank genome assembly